UGUGCAGGUUGAUAGAUCACAUCAUAACAGAUGUUAAGGUUAGGGUUAUCAUCAAGGCCUUAUCGCUGACAGCUGUUCAAUGAGAAAUCAGUGGCGUGUGGAACGUGUUGGAGCUCAUUGUCUAUGGCUAUUUCUGUCUGUCUGGUGGUCGCUGAGGAUCGUCCCCAGUUUUGCCUGUCACAGGGUUCACCACGGGGACUGUCAGCUGCUGGACCACUGCCACCUCGUCUGUGUCGGGGCGUCUCCUACUACUCUCCACGGGGACAUAAGCAAGAAUAUAACGAAUGUAACGCUCUGCGCUUGGCCGUACAAGACGUUCAAGGUGGCUAAACAUAUGGGACAUCUACGCGAUGUGGAACACUUCACUCUGAGACACAGCGAUGUUGAACACAUUGAAUCCUUCCACGGCCACCGAGCACUCCAGACUGUGAACCUAACUGAGCUACAGCUGACACAGAUGGAGAGAGACGUGUUCUCACAGUUGCCAGUGCUGCACUCUGUGGACCUGAGACACAACAGACUGUCCUACCUGGACUACCAGAUCUUCUCGUCCCUACCUGCCCUUCACACACUCUACCUUGCCGGUAAUAACUGGACAUGUGACCCUCGCUUGAUCUGGAUAAUCUCUGACGCUGAGGGAUCCAUAGGCAGCAAAGUGCUUGACAAGCAGGAGUUGUUCUGUGAGGGGAAAUCCAAAGCCAUGCCCAAGCCUCUCGUUCAGGUUAUGCAGUUUGUUAAGGUGAUGCAAGCACAGUGUCCCCAUCCCUGUAACUGCUCUGUGGACCAUGUCGUCAGAGCUUACACCUACCUGGUCACCGAGCGAGGCAAGCUACUACCCCAUAUCAAGGUCAACUGUAACCGUCGAAACCUCACCUCCAUGCCAGACCACCUGCCUGACUACACCACGGCACUCUUCCUCCGUAACAACAAUCUGACUUCAGUUGAAGAGUUGGUGUUCAACAAGCACUACAAAGAUGUGCGAGAGAUCUACUUAGACAACAACCAGAUAUCGGCUAUCAACAUUCUCGAGGGAUCUCAUUGGCUCAACAACUUUGGUGUGCUAAACUUACGUGGUAACCGGCUCCGCCAGAUACCAAUCUAUGCUCUGGACCAUGCCUUCAUUAGCCAAAAGCUCAGCCACAUCUUCCUGGGCAACAAUCCUUGGAGGUGUGACUGCGAGUUCACAAUACACUUCAAAAAUUUUCUAAAAAAAUAUUCUGGAAUUAUAAAAGACCUAGAGGACAUUCGGUGCCAAAAAGUUUAUGGAGACAUGAACUCAAAUAAAAUGAUAGUGAACUUGGACAGAUCAGACCUUUGUCACAAUCAGGACUCUCUGCAGAUAACGUUUAUUGAUAAAGUCAACAUAUUCCUGGCCUGCAUGAUAUUUCUGGUGAUCUCUACAUUCCUCUACAAUCUGACUGUGUACAAGACUACAGGGAAACUGCCUUGGAUGGUGGCCAAACUGUUUUAGAUUAGUUAAAAUUAGUUUUUACUUUUAGGUUUUGGUUGUAAGUUACCAUAAUGAUCUGAUAAGGUAAAUAUAUUAUUUAUCAAUCUCAGCAA
This is a messenger RNA of Homalodisca vitripennis (glassy-winged sharpshooter), 1563 nucleotides long. It is a transcript of the gene swi2, whose product is annotated as protein singed wings 2. The coding region runs from base 80 to 1471 and encodes 463 amino acids. The transcript has 10 exons. Gene Ontology annotation, molecular function: protein binding. The record is from RefSeq and is a predicted model, not a curated record. Gene Ontology annotation, cellular component: plasma membrane. NCBI's taxonomy places the organism in Eukaryota, Metazoa, Arthropoda, Insecta, Hemiptera, Cicadellidae.